Mercurialis annua (annual mercury) is the source of this 1355-nucleotide messenger RNA. RefSeq lists its product as uncharacterized. The coding region runs from base 140 to 1180 and encodes 346 amino acids. Gene Ontology annotation, molecular function: zinc ion binding. NCBI's taxonomy places the organism in Eukaryota, Viridiplantae, Streptophyta, Magnoliopsida, Malpighiales, Euphorbiaceae. The transcript is spliced from 3 exons. The record is from RefSeq and is a predicted model, not a curated record.
UUCAUCUUCAACCUCAAUCAAAUCUGCCAUUGUUAAUGGAUUUAUAAAGAAAAAUUAUACUCAUCUUAACUCCAUUACCGAGCUGAUCUCUGUGCAAUUUUCGUCCAUUGAUAGCUUCGCAGUCAAGAUCAAACCAGAUAUGCAUAGUAUUUUGAUAUUUGUUCACUACAAUGGAGAAUGGAAUCAAAACAUGGAGUAUGUAAAUUUUGAACCAAUGGGAAUAUUGGUUAAAGAAGACAGUGACUACAACAGUUUAUUGGAAAUUCUGUCAAAGCAACUCAAUAUCAACCUUAUGUCAACUUCCCUGAAAAUUAAGUAUCAAGUCAAAAACAAUUAUCCACCAAUGAAAAUAACAGACAAUGGAAAUUUGUCAUUCUUCUUGGAGCUGAAAAAGAAUACAACAUAUUGCAUGAUGUACCCGUUAUGCAUUUCAUUCAUAUCGUCCGGAAAUGAAGUGGCAUUCUUUGACUCAACUUUCAAUGUAUCAAAUGCGGAUGUGCAGUCAGGACAACAAUCAGCAAAUGCAUCAAGAUCAACAUAUGAGGUAGGCUCAACAAGUGAAAAAAGGAAAGAACAGAUGUCCGAUGUGAUAAACUAUGCUAGAUUUUUGAACAAUGAGUUCACACAUGAUGAAGAUGAAGUGGAAAGUAACUUCAAAGAUGAUAAUUUAAUAACAGACACAAAACAUAGAGAAAUCAAAGAAGGACAGUCAUACAAGAACAAAGAUGUUUUGAAAUCAGUUUUGAGCUCUUAUGCAAUCAAAAACCAUUUUCAAUUCAAGGUUUCAAAUUCAAAUGAUAAUGUGAAGACAGUCUAUGAUCAUAAAACAAAGUUCAUUGUCGACCUUAAAGAAAGAACGUGCACAUGUAGGAGAUUCGACAUUGAUGAAAUUCCUUGCCCACAUGCAAUGGCAAUACUCAAAGAAUUCAAUCAAGAUCCUUACAAAUUUUGUUCGCAUUAUUUCACAAAAGAAACAAUACUGAAGACAUAUGAAGAAACAGUAUAUCCAGUGGUAGAUGAAAGUUUGUGGAAUGUCCCAGAAGAAGUGGCACAAAAGAUUGUUAAUACAUCACAAGGAAGAACAAAGUCGGGAAGGCCUAGGAAGAAAAGAAUUAGAUCUGCCGAGGAACUACAAAUCAUAACAAGUGCAGCAGAUGUGAAAAAAAAGGACACAAUGUGAAGACAUGCAGGAAUAUGCCUAAGAAAAAAUGAUCCAAUUUAUUAAAGUUCACUUCAGGUUGAUAUAAGGUUGUUUUGAGGUUCAAAUACAUUUCAAUUAAAAAGACAUAUUGAAGUUUUAAAGUAAUAUAAAUUUCAAUUUCUUUAUAUAUAAAAUGUCCUAUAUAUUAAUGCAA